Messenger RNA from Melospiza melodia melodia, 709 nucleotides. RefSeq names its product chromosome 1 C18orf21 homolog (gene RMP24). The transcript has 5 exons. The coding region runs from base 10 to 669 and encodes 219 amino acids. The record is from RefSeq and is a predicted model, not a curated record. Lineage: Eukaryota; Metazoa; Chordata; Aves; Passeriformes; Passerellidae.
CUCAGCGCCAUGGGGCGGCGGCGGCUGCUGGCUUCGGCGGAGCAGCUGGCGGAGACGUGCCCGGGAGAGGCGCGAUUCCUGCUGUGGACGCUCCGCAGCUCCCGAGGUAAUGAACGUGGAUUAGAAAGGAUAUGUCCUUACUGCUUCCAGUUCCUGGUUCCUGACAGCUACCGAGUGCGCCUCAAACCAAAGAUGAAAGUGACUCCACAGAUAGAGAAGGUCCUUAAACGAGAGGCGAAGAAUCAUAAGCUUAACAUGAAACAGACAAAGCUUUUGAGAAAGUACAGGGAGUCAAGAAGCAUUCUGCUGGUUACUUGCAAAUCUUGCAACAAAACAACAAGAUACUAUGGUAAAAGCAGGGAUUUUCUGGCAGCCAAAACACAAAAUUGUGGCACUCCAGGUAUCAAAUCUAGCCUGAAGACACCAGAUGUAAAAAUUCAGUCUGCAAAGAAAAUGACACCUGUAAGCUGCAGUAGGUUGGGAUCUAAAGGGAACAGUCCCUCAUCACUUUCCAGGACACGUGAAUCUGGACAGACAACAACCAACUCUGCUUCCAAGACUCCCCGAAAUUCCAAAUUUCACUUUUCUAAGCUAAAACGGAUGCUUGACCUAGAAGAAAAAGAGAAAAACGAGAAGGCAGAUUUCAAAACCUUCUUGACUUUACUUUAGUUACAUUUUAUUUCAAAGUAAUAAAGAUUACAGCAAUAAA